This is a messenger RNA of Parasteatoda tepidariorum (common house spider), 600 nucleotides long. RefSeq names its product speckle-type POZ protein-like. Lineage: Eukaryota; Metazoa; Arthropoda; Arachnida; Araneae; Theridiidae. The record is from RefSeq and is a predicted model, not a curated record.
AUGUAUGGAAACCGUAAAAAAUCGUUAGCUAUUUAUACUAUUAAUCGCAGUGGUAGUGUUAUCAUUAACCACUCCCUACAGAGCAAUAUUCGAAAUUUGCUUUCUAAUAAAAGUUCCUGUGACGUUAAACUCCGAGUGAGAGAUGAGAUUGAAGAAGCUCACAAGUCAAUUCUAGUCGCUCGGUCUCCGGUAUUUCAUGAAAUGUUCCAACAAGAAAUGCUUGAAAUAGUGGAUAUCCAUGACGUCGAUAUUGCCACUCUUAAGUUGUUGCUGAACUUUUUCUACUCUGAUACAGUGGAAAAAAUGGAUUAUAACUGUGUCAAAAAACUAGUGAUCGCUGCCCAUUGCUAUGGUGUUCCUCACCUGAAGGAAAUUUGCGCAUCCUCUUUGGAGUCUGAUAUGUCCGAGAAAAACGCUUGUGAAAUAGCAUUACUUGCAGAAAGAGUUCACCAUGCAGACUUGAAGUCUUUUGCGCUGCAUUUUAUCGCUUAUCAUCACACGGAUAUUUUCAUCCAGCCGGAUUGGUUAUCCUGGAGUAAAUAUAAUAUGGAAUUGGCGGCAGAGGUAUUUCAGAAAUUGACCGAACAGCAAAAAAAUUGA